CGUUGCCCCGUCAACAAGGGGCACCGUUUACUUUGCCUGCUAAUUUUCUACUACUUGUGCAAGGACUGUACCUAUUUCAUACAAGGGCAUUCUAUCUUUUCAUUAAAGAAACCCAACAUCCAUCCCAACUGUUUUUCUUCAUACACAAACAAAGAACGUUAUCACAGAUCAACUUCUACACUCUCUACACUCGAGUAUCACGCUCUCACACGAACGCCUCUACACUAUCUUCUCACAACACUUUCAUCAUGUCAGCCAAGGUUCUCGCCGAUAAGGACGUCAACGCUCCCAUGACUGAGCAGCCAGUUACCAAAGACGUUAAGAGCAUGGAGUACCAUCGCCAGGUUCUCCAGUCCAAGAUGGCUGAGGAAGAGACUGCCAACAAGUACGUCUCGCCUUCAGACAACAUCAUGAGCCCUUGCUCUGCAAAGAUCAAUGCUCUACGAAACAAGCACGCCAGCAAGGCCAAGCCUAAGUCCUUGUUCGCCCAAGCGAGCGCUAAGAAACUCCAGGGCGACAAUCCCUUGGGGGCAAAGCCAGCACCAGCCAAGGCCGGUUUCCAGCUGUAAGAGAGUCAGCAAUACGUCUCUUCUUUCCGGGUAAAACAUGUCCACAUUUCAUGGGCACGGCUUUUGCUUUUGUUGGCUAUGGUCUACUAGUCAUUGGUGUUUAUUGAUCCGCUGGAGGUCAGGAUAACGGCGUUAGGGGUUCACUUGACAUACACAUACACACAUUGUAUUGGUGAUACAGGUUAUGGAAACUUUGGCUUGAUAUGAUGCGAUGACAGGGUUUGGCUUGCCUUUCUUUUCUGGUGGCCUUUUUAUGUACAAUUUUAACAAUGAAACAUGUUUUUCAGUUCUGAA
Fusarium verticillioides 7600 is the source of this 863-nucleotide messenger RNA. RefSeq lists its product as hypothetical. Lineage: Eukaryota; Fungi; Ascomycota; Sordariomycetes; Hypocreales; Nectriaceae. The record is from RefSeq and is a predicted model, not a curated record. The transcript has 3 exons. Bases 249 to 569 code for a protein of 106 amino acids.